AUGUCUGAUCUCGAAUUGUCCUACGUCGGUGCCCCACCUCCAACCCUUCCUACAGCCAACAUCUUCGACUUCAUCUUCUCGAAUCCACUUCGAAAGAAUGGUCCAGUCUCCAGUCAUGCUCCAGAUACUGAAAGUCGUAACCAUAUCAUUCCCAACAUAGCUCCUCACAAGCCUCUGCUUGUGGAUCCUCUUACUGCUGCUCAGGUCAGUUGGGAUAGAGUACGAAUCGACUCUCUGCGUAUAGCAGCUGGACUACAUGCUCUGGGCUUGCAGCCCUCCCCUGCUGUGCCUCAUUCAUCAACUGGCCACACACCUGUCAUAUCCCCUGUUGUCCUACUGCACCUGCCUAACUCUUUAGCUUUUGCGCCAUUACUUUUCGGUGUAAUGGCUUCAGGCUUGACUGUAACUAUGGCCAACCCUGGCUUGACUUCCGGUGAACUGGCCUGGAUCCUCAAGUCCUCUGAGCCUCAGGUUGUCGUAACCACUCCGGAAGGCCUGCAGGUCCUUAAUGCAGCCAUAACCGAAAGCGGUAGUCCUAAAGUCAAAGCCAACCUUAUCAACACGCGCCGUGUUUAUGUUGUAGAUCCUGCUCAUGACGAGUACGGUCUUCCUUGUUCGCACUCCAAGGGCACCACGUUAGAUCAACGCUCACAAGACUGGAAGGCACUAUUGGCGCCCAAACCACUUAAAGCUCCAGUCCAAUUCAAGUCCAGCGAAUACAAAGAAAGAACGGCAGUCAUCCUCUGGUCAUCUGGCACCUCGGGCAAAUCAAAGGGUGUCGUUCUGUCUCAUCAGGCUCUUGUCAGCAAUGUGCACUCACUAUGGCACAUCAACCAAGCAUUUGACGGAAACCAACGAUGGCUAGGCUUUGCUCCAUUCUACCACAUCUUUGCACUGUGCAACGUCUUGCUUCUCUCGGUUGCAGCUGGAGCUACCAUCUUCGUCAUGCCAAAGUUCGAUCCUAAGCUCAUGCUCAGCCACGUACAGCGCUACCGCGUCACUUUCUUGCACAUGGCGCCUCCAGUCGCUGUGCUGCUUGCUAAAUCGCCCAUGUUGGAUGAGUACGAUAUGACGAGCAUCCAGGGCGCCGUCAGUGGAGGUGCUCCUCUGCCUUCAGAAAUCGUCGAACAGGUCUACCGACGAUUGGGCAUAUUGAUCAAGCUUGGCUAUGGGUUAUCAGAAGCAGGGUCUGUGUGUAACCAAGUAGGAGAGACUUGGGAGGUCAUCCAACCACAACUUGGUAACACUGGUGUACCAUGUUUCGGUAUUGAGCUCAAGAUCGUGUCUGUCGAUGAUCCCACGAAAGUUGUAGCGAAGGGUCUCGAAGGCGAGAUCCUGAUAAGGUCUCCAACGAACAUGACCUGUUACCUCAACAACAAGGCAGCAACCGAUGAAGCUCUCGACAGUGAAGGCUGGUUCCACACUGGCGAUGUCGGCAAAGUCGAUACCAACGGCCAUUUGUGGAUCACCGACCGCUUGAAGGAUGUCAUGAAAGUGAAGGGUUUCCAAGUGUCACCUUCUGAGCUCGAGAACAUCCUUUGCGGUAGCCCUUCAGUGGCUGACGCUGCUGUAUGUGGUCUUUUUGACGCCGGCCUUGCGUCUGAACUACCUAGAGCUUACGUUGUGCCUUCUUCAAAACACUUGUUGGCUCAAUGUACACCAAAUGGUCCUGUCACACCGGAGCUCCAAGCCCUGGCUCAAGAGAUCAAGCAACUGGUGGAAAGCAAAACCGUGAGGUACAAGUGGUUGGCAGGUGGGUUGUGUUUUGUACCAGCAGUGCCAAAGUCACCAAGUGGCAAGAUCUUGAGGCGUAUGCUUGUGGGCGUACAGGGUGUUGAGGUGAAACUCUAUCUGAGUCGGGCGGAAAAGGCGAAGCUCUAG
This is a messenger RNA of Aureobasidium melanogenum CBS 110374, 1881 nucleotides long. Its product is annotated as acetyl-CoA synthetase-like protein. The record is from RefSeq and is a predicted model, not a curated record. NCBI's taxonomy places the organism in Eukaryota, Fungi, Ascomycota, Dothideomycetes, Dothideales, Saccotheciaceae. Gene Ontology annotation, molecular function: CoA-ligase activity. Gene Ontology annotation, biological process: secondary metabolic process. The transcript is spliced from 4 exons. Bases 1 to 1881 code for a protein of 626 amino acids.